UCGCAUAAAGUAGAAGAAGACGUGGAGGCGGGACAAAGGAGUAGUAGAAGAAGAAAAAACGACGUUGGUAAGGAGAUCGAAAUGGCGGCGCCAGCAGAAAGGAUGGAGGUUUCUCAGGGAGAGACCUCAGUCAAGCCUGCAGCUGAAGACAUGACGUCUAAGGAUUACUACUUCGACUCUUACGCCCACUUUGGGAUCCACGAGGAGAUGCUGAAAGACGAGGUGCGCACUCUCACCUAUCGUAACUCCAUGUUUCACAACAAGCACCUGUUUAAGGAUAAGGUGGUGCUGGACGUAGGCAGUGGGACGGGCAUCCUCUGCAUGUUUGCUGCUAAAGCUGGAGCUAAGAAAGUCAUCGGGAUCGAGUGCAGCAGCAUCUCGGACUACGCUGUGAAAAUCGUCAAAGCCAACAACCUGGAUGAUGUGGUGACCAUCAUUAAAGGGAAGGUGGAGGAGGUGGAGCUGCCGGUGGAUGAAGUGGACAUCAUCAUAUCAGAGUGGAUGGGUUACUGUCUCUUCUACGAGUCCAUGCUCAACACAGUUAUCUAUGCCAGGGACAAGUGGCUGAAACCAGAUGGACUCAUUUUCCCAGACAGAGCAACACUGUACGUCACUGCAAUUGAAGACAGGCAGUACAAGGACUACAAAAUCCACUGGUGGGAGAACGUGUACGGGUUUGACAUGUCAUGUAUCAAAGAGGUGGCCAUUAAGGAACCCCUGGUUGAUGUGGUGGAUCCCAAACAGCUGGUCAGCAACUCCUGUCUGAUCAGGGAGGUGGACAUCUACACAGUGAAGGCAGAGGACCUGACCUUCACCUCACCGUUCUGCCUGCAGGUGAAGAGGAAUGAUUACAUCCACGCUCUGGUCACCUACUUCAACAUAGAGUUCACCCGCUGCCACAAGAGGAUCGGUUUCUCCACCAGUCCCGAGUCUCCGUACACCCACUGGAAGCAGACGGUUUUCUACCUGGACGACUACCUGACCGUGAAGACGGGGGAGGAGAUCUUUGGUACCAUCGGCAUGAAGCCCAACGUAAAGAACAAUAGAGACCUGGACUUCACCGUAGACAUCGACUUCAGGGGUCAGCUCUGCGAGAUGUCAAAGACUCUGGAGUACAGGAUGCGUUAGAGGCCUCGUUGGUUAGUCUUUAGUACCAAGAAGGUGGUCCAGUUUAAUCGAGUCUGGAACUAGUUUAAUGCUCCCCCGCAGCAACACUUUAAAGACAUAUUUUUCUUUAUUUUCUUAGUCAGACAUCAACAGUAUUUAAAAGAUUUCCACAUCUUUGAGUUGAAAGGGGUUCUUUUUGUGUGGUUCUUACUCAACAAGCUGUUUAACGUGCGCCCGACGUCCUGCUGCUCCGUACCAUCCUCACCGUCUCCUGGGUUACAGGUUCCCUCCGAAGCCACGAGAAAGUCCGAAGUUACCGUCCGACAGCGAGCGAGAGCCGUUUCCACCUGCAGCAGCCACCUCAACUCCUGUCGUCCCGAAGCCCUUUAGUAUUAACAAUCCUCCGUUUCUCAUUACGUGCAGGAGGAAAGGAACAAACGGGAAUCCUCAUGUUUUUAUUUGGACAUGUAAAAGUUAGCUGGUGGGUCAUCGCCCACCAACCUGUUCCCUCAUGUUGAAUCUGCAUUUAACUCUUUAAGAACCACGGCGCUCUGCAGACACAGUUCAGACUCAUCACACCUUUUCUCUUUUGUAUUGUUUCAGCUGCUGCUUUUUAAGAAAAAUAAAAUAUUAAAUGGU
Molecule: messenger RNA, 1746 nt
Organism: Melanotaenia boesemani (Boeseman's rainbowfish)
Lineage: Eukaryota; Metazoa; Chordata; Actinopteri; Atheriniformes; Melanotaeniidae
Gene: prmt1
Product: protein arginine methyltransferase 1
Exons: 10
Coding region: 82-1128 (348 amino acids)
Cellular component (GO): nucleus
Molecular function (GO): protein-arginine N-methyltransferase activity
Source: RefSeq, a predicted model, not a curated record